Molecule: messenger RNA, 567 nt
Organism: Sorghum bicolor (sorghum)
Lineage: Eukaryota; Viridiplantae; Streptophyta; Magnoliopsida; Poales; Poaceae
Product: protein transport protein Sec61 subunit gamma
Exons: 3
Coding region: 126-335 (69 amino acids)
Biological process (GO): post-translational protein targeting to membrane, translocation; protein targeting
Cellular component (GO): Ssh1 translocon complex; membrane
Molecular function (GO): transmembrane protein transporter activity
Source: RefSeq, a predicted model, not a curated record
CAUUUCCAUCUGGAAAGGAGAAGAAAACAAGCAAAACUUCCCAAAGGCAAAAACCGCAUUCUCGCGUCUGCUUUCCUUCCACACCCAUAUCCACCCCCCGCGUGACCGCGUCUCGCCCCGUCGCCAUGGAUGCCAUCGACUCCGUGGUGGAUCCCCUCCGCGACUUCGCCAAGGACAGCGUCCGCCUCGUCAAGCGCUGCCACAAGCCCGACCGCAAGGAGUUCACCAAGGUGGCGGCGCGGACGGCGAUCGGGUUCGUCGUCAUGGGCUUCGUCGGCUUCUUCGUCAAGCUCAUCUUCAUCCCUAUCAACAACAUCAUCGUCGGUUCCGGCUAGGCUUACAGGAGUGCAGGACGAUUAGCAUGGGAGUAGUGCGAUACUUCUGAGAGCAGGAUCUUGGUCUUUCGAAUAGUAUUGUUAAUGACAGUUUUUAUUCGUUGUGUUUCUGGAGUAAUCGUUGUACUGUAAGACUUCAGGAUGUCUGGAUACCGGAUUCUGAGUAGACCUUGAAACCUUGAUAAAGCAGCCAGUCUUGGAAAGAAAGUUUUAUCUUUUGUUGUUUCGUUAA